GCAGGAUCCCGCGGCGAUGCAGCCCCGGCCCGGUCCUGACCUGGAUUCCUACAACCCCUUCGAGACCAGCGCGCCGCCAUACCAGGUCCCGUCGGCAGCCCCGCCGCCCCUGCCAGCCGCCGGCAUGGGCCCGCGGAAAGCCAGCCCCACGGAGCCCCGGAACUACGGCUCCUACGACACGCAGGCCUCGGCGGCAGCCGCCACGGCCGAGCUGCUGAAGCGGCAGGAGGAGCUGAACAGGAAGGCAGAGGAGCUGGACCGGCGGGAGAGGGAGCUGCAGAAUGCGGCCCUCGGCGGCUCCACAGCGAGGCUCAACAACUGGCCCCCACUGCCAUCCUUCUGCCCCGUGAAGCCUUGCUUCUACCAAGAUAUCCCUGUGGAGAUCCCUGCAGACUUCCAGAAGACUGUUUCUACCAUGUACUAUCUCUGGAUGGCCAGCACCAUUGCUCUCUUCCUGAACUUCCUGGUCUCGCUGGCCUGGUUCUGUGUGGACCCCUCGUCUGGUUCUGGGUUCGGCCUCUCCAUUCUCUGGGCUCUCCUCUACACGCCCUGCUCCUUUGUCUGCUGGUAUAGGCCGAUGUACAAAGCUUUCAGGAGCGACAGUUCCUUCAACUUCUUUGUCUUCUUCUUCGUCUUCUUUGCCCAGAACGUGAUGUACGUGCUGCAGGCCAUCGGGAUACCAAACUGGGGAUUCAGUGGGUGGAUACUGAGCCUGAUAGCGCUGCGGAAAAACACGGCCGUGGCUGUGAUGAUGAUGAUGGUGUCCUUGGGCUUCACAGCUGUGUCUGUCUUGGGCAUCAUCAUGCUGAAAAAGAUCCACUCCCUGUACCGCCGGACAGGGGCCAGCUUCCAGAAGGCUCAGGAGGAGUUUGCUGCUGGGGUCUUCUCCAACCAGGCAGUGCGCACGGCGGCAGCCAACGCCGCUGCCGGCGCGGCCACCAAUGCCUUCCGGGCGCCCUAGCCGGGGGGGAGCCCCUGGCCUCUCCCUGCACCUGGGCUCUGUUCUGAGGAAGAGGAAAUCCAAGUUGCACUCCCAUUGGGUCCCCGUGUGUCUGCAUCAGCUGUCAGAGGCUGCCUCAUCCCAGCUUGGAAGUGCUGGUGCCUGAAUUGUCUGCUGCUCUAAACCCCUUUCCUCACGGAUGGAGGCUGUUCUGGUUUGCACUGGUCCCCUUCCCUCGGUGGACUGGGGAAGGAGUGGGAUGGGAGGUGCUGCAGGCAAGCCCUGGGCUUCUUGUCACCACCUCAGCACCAGCUGCUGCGGGGCAGGAGCCUCCUCCAGAUGUGUGGCAGGGACUGGAACAUCUGCUUGCCUUUCCUGGGCUCAACCCUUUCCCCACCUGGUGAUGCAUGAAGGGUUCCCCUUGUGCCCAGUCCAGGGCAGGCAGAGGGCAGCUCUUCCCUGGAGGCUUUUGCCUGCCUGCCUUUUGUCUUGGGACCUGUUUCUUUGCCUGGAAAACUGUCCCACUCUUCCCCCAAGGGCAUUCAGUGGUGGGGUGGGGCUGGCUCUGUCCCCAGGGUGAUGAGCUGAGAUGCAGCCCCCUCCUCUCCCUGUCCUACUUCUUCUCUCCUUUGCUGGGCUGAGCCUGCUCCAGGCACAGGGAGAAGGAGGGUGGGGCCAGGACAGGCACUGCUGGUGCAUGGCUGCUGCCAGGGAAUCCUGCCUUUAGCCUGGGCCUCUGGCCCCAGCCUCCCAGGCCUGGCAUCUGUGAACCUUAAAGCCAGGCUGGGGCACUGAGGAGGUGUCCUGGAGCCUCACAAUAGCUCCCUCCUGGCCUUCAGUGAUGGGGUGGAGACAGCUUCUGCUUCCCUCCUGCGUGCCUGCCCCGGGGCCAUAACCCCUCCUGCCUCCUGUCACUGUUCACCUAGAGCCUGUUACAUCCCCAGAGGCCUUUACACUCUUCCCUUCUCAGGGGCUGAGCCAGUCCCUGUCCCCAGCGCUGCCCAGUACAAGCUGUGUCCUUGCUAACCCCUGGUGUGCCCUCUCCCAUGUGCCAGUGUCCUCGGGGAGCCGUGGCCCUGAUGUCUCUGGGCUGGGUCUAAUGAGUUCUGCUUUGCUCCAUUUCCUCUCCCCUGCUCUUGGGUCUGUCCCCCCUGCUCCUGGGCUGGCGAGAGGCUUCGUGCCUUCAUCUGGGGCGGGGGAACAUUGCAAGCGGCAUCUCCCUGCCCUGUCCCGCUGGCGGUGGCUGCGGUGCCUUGCCCCGGCCGUGCCCAUCCUGCCGCGGGCCGCUCCUCCCGCCGCCCCCUCCCCCGUGUGUUGCUGUGUCCGACGCGAAGCCGCCUUCAGGUUUUAUUUAAGGAAUAAAUCAAGUUUCACUCUG
Messenger RNA from Dryobates pubescens (Downy woodpecker), 2318 nucleotides. RefSeq names its product secretory carrier membrane protein 3 (gene SCAMP3). The transcript has 8 exons. The coding region runs from base 17 to 961 and encodes 314 amino acids. NCBI's taxonomy places the organism in Eukaryota, Metazoa, Chordata, Aves, Piciformes, Picidae. Gene Ontology annotation, cellular component: trans-Golgi network membrane; recycling endosome membrane. Gene Ontology annotation, biological process: protein transport. The record is from RefSeq and is a predicted model, not a curated record.